Molecule: messenger RNA, 3649 nt
Organism: Globicephala melas (long-finned pilot whale)
Lineage: Eukaryota; Metazoa; Chordata; Mammalia; Artiodactyla; Delphinidae
Gene: TXNDC5
Product: thioredoxin domain containing 5
Biological process (GO): protein folding
Cellular component (GO): endoplasmic reticulum
Molecular function (GO): protein disulfide isomerase activity
Source: RefSeq, a predicted model, not a curated record
GCUGAGUGAGGGACAGGACCGGGCACUUGGUAUUAAGUACAUUCCUUAAAGUAAUGUAAUGUUUCAUUGUGUGUGGCUUAUAGACUUUUAGGUGGAUGCUCCCAGAAAAAGUGACUUUUAAAGUUUUUGUUUGCUUCUUAAUAGUCUACCGUGAAAUGUUUAAAUAGAGAUGUGUGGGUUUCUGUGACAACAUUUAAAAGUUAGACUUUAAGAGCAGAUUGGAGCUCAGAUGGAAUACGCUGUGGGCUGCCCCUCCUCUUUCCAUUUCAGUUUCUGGAAUGUUGGGAGCCCACGUGUGAUUUGGGGGCAGGAGCUAAUGAAAACAUCGAUCUGUGUGUAUUUGCUCUGAACUGGGUAGAGGCAGGGCUGUCCUACUGCUGUAGAUCUUGUGCCAGCGUCAGGUCAUAGCUUCUCUAUGGCCAGUUUUCGGGUCACAUUGAACCUGGUGACAGUGAGGUCAAGGUUGGAGCCGCCUCCUCAAAAGGACCAGGUGUUUUUGCUCUGUUAUGUGACCACAAACUGCCUCUGAAUGCAGCUGCUGUCUCAGAGGUUCAUGCUGUAGCCCCAGAGGUCCAAACCCAGAAGUGCCAACUGCACGGCACCCACGGAUCCAUCGCUGAGAGAUCGCCAAGCACUUAGUACGUGCAGGCACUGGGGAUCCAGCUGUAGGAAGGAUGAUGCUUGUCUCUUGUCCCAUGUAUACUUAAAUCCAGCAGGGGUUUUCCCUCACAAGUGUCUUCCAGAAAAGAAGGGAUUCAUAUUGUAUUCGAACCUCUUAUAAAGCAGGAUUCUCUUCUCUGGCCAAGAAAGUGCUUAGGGAAGACAGGUUAUUCUGCUUGAAGCAGAAUUUUCCAGUGCUUCCUUUAGGUGCUUCCUGGUGAGGUCAUCUGUCAGAAAAGAAAAGAGGCAAGGAGAUUUAACACUGAUUUGAUUGAGAAAUUAUUUUGAGGAUGAGCUCAGUUAUUAAGUGUUGGGUGUUCUUACCACACUUUAGAAAAAAGCAAUGCAGCAAGUAACAUCGUAGACAUCACGAAUACACACUUACCAGGUGUGGACACUGCCAGCGGCUGCAGCCUACCUGGAACGACCUGGGAGACAAGUACAACAGCAUGGAGGACGCCAAGGUGUACGUGGCCAAGGUCGACUGCACAGCCAGCUCGGACGUGUGCUCCGCCCAGGGCGUGCGUGGGUACCCCACCUUGAAGUUUUUCAAGCCUGGCCAAGAAGCUGUGAAGUACCAGGGUCCCCGGGAUUUUCAGGCCCUGGAAAACUGGAUGCUGCAGACGCUGAACGAGGAGCCCCCCACACCGGAGCCCGAGGUGGAGCCACCCCGAGCCCCCGAGCUCAAGCAGGGCCUGUACGAGCUCUCGGCCGGCAACUUUGACCUGCACGUGGCACAAGGAGACCACUUUAUCAAGUUCUUCGCCCCGUGGUGUGGUCACUGCAAAGCUCUGGCUCCGACCUGGGAGCAGCUGGCUCUGGGCCUUGAACAUUCCGAAACUGUCAAGAUUGGCAAGGUUGACUGCACACAGCACCAUGAACUCUGCUCAGGAAACCAGGUCCGAGGUUAUCCUGCUCUCCUCUGGUUCCGAGACGGUAAAAAGGUUGAUCAGUACAAGGGGAAGCGGGAUCUGGAGUCGCUGAGGGAGUACGUGGCAUCGCAGCUCCAGAGCACGGAGAGGGGCGCCCCGGAGCCCAUCCAGCCUUCGGAGGCCCCCACGCUGGCCACUGAGCCCGCGGCCGACCAGGGCACUGUGUUGGCACUAACGGAAAAUAACUUCGAUGACACCAUCGCAGAAGGCAUAACCUUCGUCAAGUUUUAUGCCCCGUGGUGUGGGCAUUGUAAGAGCCUGGCUCCUACCUGGGAGGAACUCUCUAAAAAGGAAUUCCCUGGCUUGGCGGGGGUCAAGAUCGCCGAGUUGGACUGCACUACGGAACGGAACAUCUGCAGCAAGCACUCGGUACGAGGUUAUCCCACAUUGCUGCUUUUCCGCGGAGGCAAAAAAGUCAGCGAGCACAGCGGGGACCGAGACCUGGAUUCCUUGCACCACUUUGUCCUGCGCCAGGCGAAGGAUGAACUGUGAGCUCGGCUGGAAGCUGUCUCCUGCCUGGCCCUGGGCAGGAGCUCAGUCCUGCGGCCGCUGCCCGGUCCCUUGCGGUGGUGACUCAGAGAUCCGAACGCACUAAACUUGUGCUAUCUUCUCCAUGUGUGUGUUUUUUAAGCCAACACACUCCACAGAUUCUUUCUUAGGUUUCUCUAAGUACAUGUGUAACUCAUGAUCCCUUUGCAAACUAAAUAUUUUCAGUGGCAAGCUACCAUCCAUCCCCUUUAACCUUCUCUCGGUGAAAUCUAAAUGGUUUCCUUUGAGACUAAAAUAGAGUCAAGGAAAUUCCAAUUGCCAGACUGUUUUUGGCUUUGGAGUAAUUUUGGUGAAAGCAUCAUGCGAUGCAUAGUUUUUGAACCAUCCGCGCACAAGUUCUGGAAAGGUGGCCUUGCCUUGUGGCGAUAUUGCGUUGCUCUGAUCUGAAGGUCCCAGUUGACUUGUUAAUAACGUCGUUGGUCCGUAGCUUGGAGCGGAUUUAAAACACAAAACCCCGUCGCCUCUGGAAGAACCACUUUCCCAGCCCCUCCUGGAUCUUCUGUCUCUGUUGAUACCUCUCUCACGGGGAGUGGUGAGCCAUAAUGAAAACGGAGGUACUCCUGACGCGUGCCUGAGUAAGGUAAUGCUGAUGCCAUAGUCUUGUGUGUGUGUUGAUACUCGACCAAUUGCUUAUUACUGUUCAAGGGAUACUUCUGUCCCUCCUGGGUGAGAGAUUUCAUUAGUUAACAUGAAGCCAGAGUCCACGUGAACUUGAAGAUUCGAUGUCUCGCGUGGAAAAGUUCCACAAGGCUUGUCCCGACUAUUAACUCCUAGGAAGAUUCUGCUUGGCUUGGCCAUCUGGGGCAGGAGCCUUCCCAGGUCUGCGUAUCAGGGACCGAGGAAGCCCUGCAGCCCCACGAUGGAGCCCUAACCGAAGCAGCUUCGGACUCAGCAGUCCUUCUAGAGGCCGCGUCCUGUACUUCGCCUGCCUUCGAGGAGGUCAGUCUUCUACUGUAAGAAGAGUGGAAUUAACUUGACCUCAAGAUCAAAGGAGGAGAGAGGCAGGGCCGAAGUAGGCCACCUUACCGACGUCCGCAUAACCCACGCCGUCCUGGUUGAUAAGGAGCACGUCGACCCUCACCCUUGGAAGUCCGCAGCUGUGGGACGAGGCUCCCUCAAGGCAUGCGCCUGUAGGUUCUUCGCCAUCAGGUGCUCCUCGUGAUAACACUCGUCACCCCACCGCCCACGCUCAGGAGAUGUGGCCACUUGGCACAAAGUACCUGGUGGUCAGGACCUUAGAAACAAGACCCCGUCCGCUGUGCACGGCAGACGACAACAGGAUCCCGGCCAGCCUCUGCCUUAAAGAAAAUCUUUAUUAAUCAUGUAUGGUUCACAGAUGUUCUUUAAAAAAGACCCCAACUUUCUAGAGAAGCACAAUCCUCAUGAGUGGAUUCAUCUUUGCAUCGUGAGUCUUGCUUUAAAAAGGAAAUCAAAGUGGUACAAUUUGUUUACACUAUGAUACUUUCUAAAUAAACUCUUAAAAAAAAAAAGUCUGGUCUUUCCUUAAA